GUCUCGGGUGGCGACCCCGGAGGGGUGUCCGCGAUGCCGGGAUCGGGAGGCAGGGGCGGGCUUCCAAGCAGCGGGUCUGAACCCCACCACCAAGAUCUUUCCCUUCUCUACACGCUCCCCAGUUUCCACCUCUCCCCAUACCCCUCCCCGAGCCGGGGGUCCCCGCCCUCCAACCGACCUGCCUCCCCUUUCACAGCCCCGCGCCCUAGAAGCCUGUCUGCACACCCCCUUUCUCCAGCAAGUCCUCCCACGCCUACCUCCUCCCGGGUGCCUGUCGCCUGCCUCUCCCUUCCAGCUUUGCUCCUGCGGUCCCCGCCGCCACCCCAGCGGGCUCCCUUUCUAACCCCCGUGUCCCCACCGUGCGAUUGCAGCGGGAAUCUGAGCUCUGGGGUCCCCCUUCUCCCGGCUGUCCUGAAGCUACGGUGUCCAGCCGGCCGGGCAGUGGACCCCAACUAUGGAGUGGACAGUGCUGAGCCCAGCCUACCCUCUGGAACUGUCGGUCGGGCUUGGCGGCAGCCCCCUCCUCAGAGGUGUUGGUGCCCUGUCGGGACAUUUGUGGGAAGAAGAUUUAAAGCAGAUGGCUUGGAAAGCCUCCCGGUCCCUGGAGAGAGGCGGAGAUGGCAUGAUGACAGCCUGAAAGCCAGACGGGUUCCGGAUUGGAGGUGAAACCAUGAAGAGAAAGUAGAACGGAUAAUAAUGCUUUACCGCAAUCGCUUCCUGGUGCUGCUGGCCCUGGCUGGGCUGCUGGCCUUCCUGAGCCUCAGCCUGCAGUUCUUCCACCUGAUCCCAGUGUCCACAACCAAGAAUGGAGGAAGCAGCAAGAGUCGGAAGAGGAUCAUGCCUGACCCAGUGACGGAGCCCCCCACGGUAGACCCCGUUUAUGAAGCUCUUCUGUACUGCAACAUUCCGAGUGUGGCCGAGCGCAGCAUGGAAGGUCACGCUCCCCAUCAUUAUAAGCUGGUCUCGGUUCACGUGUUCAUUCGCCAUGGGGACAGGUACCCACUGUAUGCCAUUCCCAAAACAAAGCGACCAGAAAUUGACUGCACUCUAGUGGCUAGCAGGAAACCCUAUCACCCUAAACUGGAAGCUUUCGUUAGUCACAUGUCAAAAGGAUCCGGAGCCUCUUUUGAAAGCCCCUUAAAUUCCCUGCCUCUUUACCCUAACCAUCCUCUGUGUGAGAUGGGAGAGCUCACGCAGACAGGAAUCGUGCAGCAUCUGCAGAAUGGCCAGCUGCUGAGGGACAUCUACCUGAGGAAACACAAGCUUCUGCCCAACGACUGGUCCUCAGAGCAGCUUUACCUAGAGACCACUGGGAAGAGCCGCACCCUCCAGAGCGGGCUAGCCUUGCUCUAUGGCUUCCUCCCAGACUUUGACUGGAAGAAGGUAUAUUUCAAGCACCAGCCAAGUGCCCUGUUCUGUUCUGGAAGCUGCUACUGCCCACUGAGAAACCAGUAUCUGGAGAAGGAGCAGCGACGGCAGUACCUCCUGCGUCUGAAGAACAGUGAGCUGGAGAGGACCUACGGGGAGAUGGCCAAGAUUGUGGACAUCCCCACCAAGCAGCUCCGGGCGGCCAACCCCAUUGACUCCAUGCUCUGCCACUUCUGCCACAACGUCAGCUUCCCCUGCAGCAGAAGCGGCUGCCUCGGCAUGGAGCACUUCAAGGUGAUCAAGACGCACCAGAUAGAGGAUGAGCGUGAGAGGCAUGAGAAGCCCCUGUACUUUGGGUAUUCGCUACUCGGGGCACACCCCAUCCUGAAUCAGACGGUCAACCGGAUGCAGCGUGCUGCUGCAGGCUGGAAGGACGAGCUGUUCACGCUCUAUUCGGCUCACGACGUCACUCUGUCCCCAGUCCUCAGUGCCUUGGGGCUUUUGGAAGCCAGGUUCCCAAGGUUCGCCGCCAGGCUGAUCUUUGAGCUCUGGCAAGACCGUCAAAAGCCCAGUGAACAUUCUGUUCGGAUUCUUUAUAAUGGGGCUGACGUCACCUUCCACACCUCCUUCUGCCACGACUUCCACAAGCAUUCUCCCAAACCCAUGUGUCCUCUUGAGAACUUGGUUCGCUUUGUCAAAAGGGAUAUGUUUGUAGCCCUGGAUGGCAGUAGCACUAAUUAUUACGACGCGUGUCAUGGGGAAGGGGCCUAAAAGGUGUUCAGCACAGCGCUGUUUUCUUCCUGGUUCUGUCUGUUGCUAAAUCAUGGUGUGGAGUUCUAAUGGCCGCAGAUUAAGUCGGGCGAUCAUGCCCGUGGUUUCGGACAAACAGGAAGCACACAACUGUUUGUUACUUGGUACAAAAUAGCCAGUUCACAGAGAAAAAAAAAAGGUCCAUUAUUAUAGCUGUGUGCAGCUUAGAAUGCCAGCGUCAGAUUCAGUACUCAAAGUUGCCAAUCCAAGCUUAUAUAUGUUUGGGCCUGCCAUGGAACCAGGAAAGCUCUGCCAACAUUUUCUUAAUCCUGGAACAUUUACCUUACCUUGUUGAGUGGAGGUUUUCCCAAAGUGAUGAGUUCAAAGCAGGGUUGGCAGCCUUUCUGUGAAGGGACCAGAGGGUCAGUGUGUUAGACUCUGCAGACCUAAAGGCCACACAGCGUCUCUGUCACAUCUUCGCAGCUGUGCUCUGGUGACGUGGUGACACAAACUGUGACUGUGUUCCACAGACCAAACUAAGUAGGUGGCAGCCCGCUCUGGCUCACGGGCUGUGUUUGCUGACCCCUGAUCUUUAGAAACAGCCUGUUCCCGCUGCCCUUCCGGCACUUUGAGAGCCAGCUCAAUGCCAAGUUCUUGAGCAGGUCCUUCGGUAGCUUCUGCAAGAAACACAGAGUGGAGUCUCUGUCUGACGUGGUGACAGACUCACGGGGAAAUAAACAUCGGGUCAUAAGGCUCCUAGGAAAUGGUUACAAUACUUGACACUCAUGAUCGUGGCACAAAAUAGCUUUAAGUGUGUUCUAGAUGUUUGUCUGCUGUGGGCUGUUGGCUUCAUAUGCUGGGAUUUUUGUAUUCCACUUCGUAUUUUUAUAGUCUAGGAAAAUAUUUUCUGAGACCAGUUUUAGAUGUGUCCUUCUCCCUAUAGAAAUAUCCAAUUCGCUGCACCUGCUUGGUGGUUGGAAGGAGGCCAAACACUGAAUUGGGACACUAUUGGAGAAAUUAUUUUUUCUCCCCCUCCAAAAAUAAAUCCUAAUGACUCAUUCCUUUGACAAGCUGUAGAAUCGGGUCCAUUUCUAGACCAUUUUCAUCAAUUUGAAAUGCCAAAUUCCAACUGAUUUUUAAAGAGGUUUCUAGGGGGAAAAAAACUUUGUUACUUGGUAGUUAAGUAAUCUUUCUAGAGUAUUUUCUACAUCAAGCACGAUUACAACUGAGUCCGCGAUUUCUAGGAUAAGGGUGCUAUGCGUUCCAAGACCUGGCCCCGCACGUGGGAUUCUCCAGCAUCUGGCAUUCCUGCCCCUCUCUUCCUUUUUCUCUGUUGUUGCAUUUGAAAAUGUUUUGUUUGUAGAAAUAAAAAUUUUGGAGAAUUCUUAGCCUGUACAA
Molecule: messenger RNA, 3516 nt
Organism: Peromyscus leucopus (white-footed mouse)
Lineage: Eukaryota; Metazoa; Chordata; Mammalia; Rodentia; Cricetidae
Gene: Pxylp1
Product: 2-phosphoxylose phosphatase 1
Exons: 7
Coding region: 697-2139 (480 amino acids)
Biological process (GO): glycosaminoglycan biosynthetic process; dephosphorylation; chondroitin sulfate proteoglycan biosynthetic process
Cellular component (GO): Golgi apparatus
Molecular function (GO): phosphatase activity
Source: RefSeq, a predicted model, not a curated record